AUGUAUGGCUUGGUCUUGGGCCCAUCGCCUGUCGCAGCGGCACCGGCUACAUUGCGUGAAAAGUUCAGGCGUACGCGAGGCUUUCGAAACUGCGCGCGGAUCCGCGGCUUGGACGCCGUGGCUGGCGCGUCGUCCAUGCUUUCGGCGUACGUUGGCAACAAUCGAAGCGUGGCGGCGACGGUGGCCUCCACACAGAGGGCCACGUUGGCCAAAUUGGGACCGAUUUUCGCUGAUUUGGUCCCUGGCGCCUCCACCCUUCGAAGCCCAUCCACGCGACGGGGCGAGGUGAGCGUGUUUGUGAUGCCUUCCCCAUCCUCGGCCUUCUGCAUAGCGUACGGCCAACUGCUUGCGGGGGAACGUCCAUGGGAGGCAGGUGAUGCUACAUCGUCUCGCCGCUCGGAAAAGUCCAAUGCGGGGCCACGUACACGAUACUUUCAAGAUCUAUUGGCGCUGCCUGUGGACUGCGCCUUCUUGGUCGAUCACUUAGCACCGAUCUCUCCCACGGAUCUACUUGAUGAGCGCUAUGCGUCCCGCACAGACAAUCUCACGGCUAUAUGGAAAGAGGCGCUGCGCACUUGGGCGGAAGACACAGACGAUCCUCAGCGUGUAUGUCAUGCCAUUGAUACCCUCCUAGCGCUGGCUAGUGCUCUCUUGCCCAAACCCUAUACCAACUAUACACUCGAUGUCAUCACGCUCUUAGCUGGGCGUAUGGAAGAGGUCGACGAUAUGUUUUUUCAGCUCAUGGAGGCCUUGGACGAUACCCUACGACGACCUGUGUCCCCGGCGGAUACACUGCGUACACGGCAGCAAACAAGUGCGCUGUUUCUCGCGCUCGUGCUUACGGCAUGCGUGAGUGGCACAUCCUUGUCUGCCUAUAUGCUUCAUCGCGAUAUUUUCUCCGCGUCGAUGGAGUUGGCGCAGCACCGCGUCUCGGGCUCGAUUCUUAGCGAGACGGCUCUGCUAGCUGCCCUCCUAGCUACGGCCGGACAUGUCCAUGGCACACCACAGGCGGCUGGGCUUGGAUUGGAUUCCAUCUCUUCCGCCGUCGUGAGCCAUGUGGGCUUCCAACCGUAUGUCAAGCGUGUGCGUGAGUACGCGUCCUCGCCUGUCAUGGCACGUUUUGCCCAUGCGUUCUCUGUCCAAGCGGCACAGAUGGUACAAGUGUACCAAGCUGUACCGUCUACCAUGGAUGCCCAGGCAUGGGGGGCGGGAUGGUGGCCCUGGGCAAGCCGUCCAGCCCCGCCGACCGUGCCGACCCUACCCCCGCCUGCGCUUUGUACGAUCCUGGCCAUAUGGGUGUGGACGCACAGUAGUCACACUUUUACGCAAAGUAUGCUGGUACCCAGGUCCGGCGAGCCGCUCAUUGUCACACUUUGCUCUCUUGCGUCGUACGUCCUCACGCAUGCAGCUAGUAGUGCCCGCGCUACGACGUAUGCGCAUACCAUGCUGCAAAUCUUCCUGGCGUUGCUUGGACCUACAGACGGACGGACGACCAAUGCGGUGCAGAAUCGUCUGUUGGAAGAUGAGGAGCCAGCAAGCCAAGCUGCCUCGAAGCCUAUGCUCAUUGACCGAAUUCGGCUGUGCCGCGAUAAGAGCAAUCCUCUACCGCCUCACCCCAAAAGCGGCGCCAAGCGACCCCGACGGCUGUUGGUCAGUGUACUGGACAAUGUCACGCUCUUUCUCAAGUACAACCGCAGUAAGCGAUUGGACACUUCCGCGUUUCGUACAGCGUUUUUGCUGCUGCAGCGCUCGAUUAUGCUCUGUGCCCAACAACAAGUGCGGUUGGAGUACGAUUGGAUGGAAGUGUGGCGCGCAUCCCUGGCCACGAUCGCUUUUCUCGUGUCGCGGCAACACGAGUUCGGCUCAGAAGCUGCUUCUGUGGCCCAAAAUGCCCUCGAAACACUCUCGCUGGCGCUUGUACAGUCGGACCGGUUCUUGCAGUCGCCUAGCGAGACGCACUGGCUAAUAUAUGAGCUGGCGCGGGCCCAGGAAACACUUACCAAGGCCGCAGAAUGGAUCGCGGAGCCACGCAACAUGCCCUGGGCACUCCUUUGGGACGUACUGCAAGCGGUACACACACACAUGGCACAAUGGCGCGAAGAGGCCCAGACAUCUGCUGCGACUUCGUUCUUCCGUCGUAGCCAUACCAACGAGCCGGUGAGUAUGCAUACGAUUCUGAGCAUGAUCCAAGAGCUGGACUUAGCAUCGCUUCUCGCGCCUGAGAAGCCUGCAUGUGCUACCAUCGUCCGGCAGGCGCAGUCGUCCAGCACGCGGCAUCAGCACCAUGGCGUACCUAGUGUGCCUUUGGCCCUGUUGCGUUUCAUUCAACAGGAUAUAUUGGCUAUGUUGCGCGCAUACUACUAA
This is a messenger RNA of Malassezia pachydermatis, 2364 nucleotides long. RefSeq lists its product as hypothetical. Gene Ontology annotation, cellular component: cytosol. The transcript has a single exon. The record is from RefSeq and is a predicted model, not a curated record. Bases 1 to 2364 code for a protein of 787 amino acids. Gene Ontology annotation, biological process: regulation of Golgi organization. NCBI's taxonomy places the organism in Eukaryota, Fungi, Basidiomycota, Malasseziomycetes, Malasseziales, Malasseziaceae.